CGUCAAUCCCAUGGGUCCGUCGCUGGAGCCUACAGACAGCUACAACGCCAAUGCGACCAUCACCUGGACGUCGCCCUGCAAGUCCAACGGGAGGAUCGAGGCGUUCGUCCUUGACUUCACUGGCGAGCGGGCCGCACACGAGAGAGUCGAGUUCCAGCGCAUCGUGGAGCCUAACAGGACGGACCGCAAGGGACGCAUGUCCGGGACGGAGACGGAAAUGAAGCCGGAGUACGACUACACAGUGAAUGUGGCCGUGAAGAACGUGGAUGUGGACACCCUCAGCGACAGCGUAGUGUCCCAGUGGCAGUCUCCAGCUGGUCUUCCGGCUCGCCUGAGCAAUGAAGUUGUGGGCCAAAUGCGGGUCAGCCCGAACGAGACAAGUCACCCAACGCGAUCGGCCAUCGUGCGCCUGCCUGCGGAUAUCCAGAGCUCCGAGUCGGGCAACAUCACCUACAUCGCCUUGCUGCUCUCGCAGAAGAGCUGUGCCGAAACGCCGGAGCUGGGCUCCGCCCUGGUGAACGCCGCCUCGGCGUGGCCAGACGUUCAGUCCUAUGAGACGGCAGGCGGAGACGGCAUGACGGGCUGCGUCUAUCAGUACCAGACGACGGAAGAACGCUGGAACCCGGACACAGUCGCCAGGGAAAGGGGCUCUGGCAACGAAAUCGUCUUCACCAUCGGCGAGGACAAGUGCCCGAAUGGCAAGCGCUACUGCAAUGGGCCGCUCAUGGCGGACACCCUCGCUGUGCUGUGGGUGCGCAAGCGUCUAGCGUGGCAUCGCGACUCUGGCCAGGGCAUUGAGGACCCAUUUGGCAAUGUGAUAGCCAAGAACUUUGCCAUUUUCUACGCAGAGGUGGCCAAGCCGGAGAAGCUGGCCCGCGAGUUCAAGGAGAUAACCGUCGUGGCCCUGGAGCUGAGCUACUCGGCCUCCGAGCUGGGCUGCCACAAGAAUCGCUAUGCGGACAUAUAUCCUUACGACAAGAACCGCGUUAUCCUGGACACAGAUGCGGAGGGAUCGGACUAUAUCAAUGCCUCAUUCAUAGACGGACACACCCGCAAGAAGGAGUACAUUGCCACCCAGGGACCAAAGCCGGAGAGCCUCAUGGACUUCUGGCGCAUGAUUCUCCAACACAAUGUGCGAGUCAUUGUCCAGGUGACCCAACUGCGCGAGGGCAAUACGAUAAAGUGCCACGAGUACUUCCCGUACAACAUGCGCGGACUGACGGUGACCGUCAAGUCCAAGGAGAACUUUGAGCUCUACGAUCGGACCGAGCUAUCGGUGGUGCACGACAAGUACGGUCUGAAGGAGAAGGUCGUGCACUUCUACUUUAAGAAGUGGCCCGAUCACGGCUGCCCCGAGGAUCCCAUGCACCUCAUCGCCUUCGUAAAGAAGGUCAAGUCAGAGCGGCGGCCCAGCUACUCACCCAUCGUCGUCCAUUGCAGCGCGGGCGUGGGCAGGACCGGGACCUUCAUUGGACUCGACUUGAUUAUGCAGCGCUUGAAGAGCGAGUCGAAAAUCAAUAUAUUUGAAACGGUCAAGAAGCUGCGCUUCCAGCGCAUGAAAAUGGUGCAGACGCAGCAGCAGUACACAUUCCUCUAUGCCUGCACCUACGAGCUGGUGAAGCACAAGAUUCCGCGGGCCGCACUCAAGCUAGAGGGGCGCCCGAAGCCUGCCACGGCGGCCAAAAAGGUGAGCUUCCCCGAGGUGGCUGCUGGCUAUGUAGUUGCCUCGGCUCCGGGCGCAGAUCCAGAGAGCGGUGUACCCACCUUGCAGCUACCCGCUCGAUUCUCUGGCCUGCAGAGGAACAGCGAUGACAGCGCCACGAACAGCAGCAGCAUUAUGUGACCUCAAAGUGAUCGUCGUUUGUGUAUUUAUUGUAAUUGUAUUAAACAAGUAUAACUUAGCAGCAA
Messenger RNA from Drosophila obscura, 1908 nucleotides. Its product is annotated as tyrosine-protein phosphatase non-receptor type 22-like. The record is from RefSeq and is a predicted model, not a curated record. Gene Ontology annotation, molecular function: protein tyrosine phosphatase activity. Gene Ontology annotation, biological process: protein dephosphorylation. NCBI's taxonomy places the organism in Eukaryota, Metazoa, Arthropoda, Insecta, Diptera, Drosophilidae.